AUGGAAAUCGAAUUGGAUCCUACUCAAAUCCCACUUCCAUCAUCACCGCCUUAUCAACAAUCCAUUGGUCCAUCCACAAUUCUCUCAAUCGAUAUUCUGAACCAUCCAAUCUCAUUCGACAAUGAUCAUAAUUCAAUCCUUAAUCUCGAAAACAAUCAUGUGAUUUCAACUAAUGGGAUUCAAUCUGAUUCGGAAAUCUCUUCAUCCGAUUCUCAUUUCGCUUCAUGCCUUUCUGCUCAUUCGGAUGAUGUUCAAUCAAUACAAUCAAAUCCCAAUGUGAAUACCUUACCUCAACUGGAUCUCGAUUCAAAUACUUUGAACUCCAAACGCAAUUCUCAAUUACAAUCAUCCUCCUCAACACAUUCACCUGACUCAUCUAACGCUACUCGAUCUUCUCAAUCGAAUGAUUCAUUUACCGCUACUCUAUCUGUUCGAUCUCUGACUGAAUCAAACACUCACACAAUACCGGAUCACAAUGCAUCUGAUCACGAUUCUCAUUUCAAUUUACCAUCUGCAACAUCACCUCUUUCCUGUCCUACCUUUGGUCAUGGUUCUAUCAACGAUACCCAACAAACUUCUCCGAUUGAUGAACCUGAUGAUGCCGGACUUGAUGAACCAUACAUGAUCGCACUGGAUGGGACCUUGGGUAUUGAUUCACACCAAUCUGAAACCACCCCAAUCGCAUCCAAUGUUACUUUGAAUGAAUCAAAUCAACAAUCUUCGCAUCCAAAAACUGAUUCUGCUGAUCCGACUACAUCAUCUACUACAUCAAUUGAUCAAUCACCGACGUCAAAUCUUGUCAAACCCCAUCGUAUCACUCAACACUUCCCUGCCACCGAUAUCAACCCAUUAUUUCUCACUUCCAAUCCGUCAUCAAACACGGCUAAUCUUCCGGAACGUCGUGUAUCUGCUUUCCCCGCUCCGAUUCCUGAUUCACACACUUUCAAUAAUCAUGGCGAACGACCUCAUCACCUUUUCACGAAUGCCGUGGUGUCUAAUGAUCCUACCAAUGUCCCAUUGCCGCCUUCACCACCAAUUCUACCGUCACCUGAACUUCCACUCGUUAUUGACAUGAUCUCGGACGAUGGUUUUCAUCAAACUGACCAUUCCACUUGCUUGACUUCAUCUGAACAUAAUACCCUCGCAAACAAUAUCGCUGUUAUUCCCGAUUCAUUGGUUCAUGAACGUACUUUAACCACCAUACAUGACAUGAUCCAACCAACAACCUUUCUGGAAACUUAUUCAUUACCUCAAUCUGAACCUCAUAUGUUAACAGAUUCCUUGGCAGCUUCGAGAAGACCAAGACUUAGACCACCUAAAGUACCAGAACCUAGACUCAAUGAUUUGAUGAAUGAGAAACCCAUUCAUAGUGAUCAUUAUUGUUGCUUUGCUAUACCACUCUAUAAUACUGGGAUCUACGUUAUCUUGGCUCAAUUCACAGUCUUUGGUUUUGUGGCUGGCGUUUUGGCCUUUGCGGCUCCUUCUGUCAUUGCGAUUGCUGUACCUGAGCCUUUGACGGCUGUCAUGGGUGUCUUAUGUAUCUUGGUCGGAGUCUUUCAACUGAUGGGCUUCUAUGGUGUAUACAAAGAAAGGGUCAAAAUCUUUAGAAUAUAUCUUUAUAUUAACUUUGCAUUUGUCAUAAUCACUCUAGGAUAUUCUUUAGUGAUCAUGAUCCUAUCAGCUCAACAACAUAGCACUGCCAUUGAACAAUGUCUAUUACAAUUUGUUUCUGCUGAUGGCGAUAAUACUGAAACGCCUUCGAAUGAAUCUAAAACACUUUGUAAUAUUUGGACUUGGGCUCAACUUGGGAUUUGUGGGAUCUUAUGGAUCUUAUUUGGAAUUAGCGAAAGUUAUUUUUGUUUUCUACAAAGAAGAUGGAGUCAAGAUCAAAAGAAUGAUCAUUUGAAAUACCGAUCCAUAAUUUCAGCCGUUCGAGAAUCGUUAGCAGUCAGAAAUUCAGAAGAGAUCGGAAGAAGAAGUGAAUCUAAUGAUGAAGGAGUACCGAGAGGGAUGAAUGGAGUAGUUAAAGGAGGUAGUAGAUUAAAGAAUGAAAUCGAAUGGAAACCGAUCUUAACCGAACCACAAGAAGAACAAGAGAUCACUGAAUCGAAAUCACACGAUAGUGGAAGUGGAAGUGGAAGUGGAAGUUCUGAUGCUGAGUUUUAUAGAAAAAGUUUGGCUUCUAAUGAUCAUCAGCCUAGACGGACAAGAGGUGAUAGUAAUCUAAGUGCUCCUAAAUCGAUUCUUAAAAAUUCUAAUUCUAGAUCCAAUUCAAGUUCUACUGUUGUUUAAUUUUAUGUUUGUUUUUUUCUUCUUCAGUCUAGUCGUUUUAAAUUUCAAUAUCAUAUAUGUUGUAAAGAGCAGGAAGGAUUUGUGUUGAAUGUAUAGAUUUUAGAAUAAACGGAUUGAAAAGUUUUGGUUACCUUUUUUUUCCCUUACAUCUUAUCAUUUUUUGUUUUAUAAUCAAAUAUAUUUCCUCUUUCUACCUCUCAAAUCAUCCUUUUUUUUUCUUUGGCUCUUUAACUACAUCUCUUUUUUUGUUCAAAAAAAAAUAAUUCUAGUUUAUUCAGUUAUAUAGAUUUAAUCAUUCUUUCUUUUGGUUGGAAAUUUUUUUCUUUUCAUCAUAUAUUGGAUUAAAGUUUAAUUUAGGAAAAAAACGAAAUCUUUCAAAAAAGGUUUUUUAUAUUUAUUAGAUUCUUGUACAUACUAAUUGAAUAAACUUCGUUCUUUUUUUGAUUUCUUUCUUUUCUUUUCUUCUCAUUUUGCAUUUUUUUUUGUUUUGGUUCUGUUGUGUUUUGUGGUUUGUGUUUAUUUGUAAAUGGGUUUUGGAUUUCAUUAGGAAAAGUUUACCAUUGAAAAGGUUGUAAAGAAAAUUAACAUCUCACAU
This is a messenger RNA of Melampsora larici-populina 98AG31, 2887 nucleotides long. RefSeq lists its product as uncharacterized. The coding region runs from base 1 to 2292 and encodes 763 amino acids. NCBI's taxonomy places the organism in Eukaryota, Fungi, Basidiomycota, Pucciniomycetes, Pucciniales, Melampsoraceae. The transcript has 4 exons. The record is from RefSeq and is a predicted model, not a curated record.